AUGGAACAGUUGAAAUUGAGAUAUUUCAAGGAAGCCUUAUAUCGGACUAAAAAGGACCAGAAGGAUCUUGCAAAAUACAUUGUAGAGAAUGAAGUACGUAUCCGUCAUUGUUAUGCAGAGGAGUUCCAUAACAUCAACACACGGAGAAAUCGAGAAGAAGACAAUCAAGAAUCGGAAAACCCAGAAGAAGCUGAUCAUGUCCAAAAGAAGGAGAAACCUUGGCUAAGCUAUAAUAUUUUGCAGGACUUGUUAUUACUUGAGAACCAGGUUCCAUUUUUUGUUCUAAAGGAAUUAUAUAAUUCUGCCUACCAAGACCUUCUUAAUGUUCAAGAAAAUGAGGACAAGUCCUUUCAUAAGUUUGUUGUAGAUUACUUCAAACAUUUUUGCGAAGAUACCGGUUUAAAUUGCUCUUUUGAUGAUUACCAGAAGAUAUUGGAGGGGAAGCAAGUCAGACAUUUAACUGAUUUCCUAAGAUAUUUUCUUCUUCCGCAAAAAUGGAAAUUUGGAAAAGGUAUUGAACGUCUACCUUGUGCAACAAAGUUAGCUGAGGCAGGAGUGGAAUUCAGAAAAGUCAAAAAUAGAUGCCUGCUUGAUAUUGGAUUUCAGAAAAAUUGGUUAUUAGAAAAAUGCCCGUGUUUAAAUUUGUCAUGGAUCUUGAGUUGCUUUCCAUGCCUCAAAUGCUUGCAGAACAUGCAACCUGUCUUGGAACUCCAAUCCUUUAUAGUAGGGGAUGCGACUGAAUGUGUUAUCAGAAACGUCACGGCCUUUGAGCAGUGUCAUUAUCCACAGGAAGCUAUCAUCUGUAAUUAUAUUGUGCUAUUAGAUCAUCUUAUUGACACUGCGGAAGAUGUGGAUCUACUUGUUGAGAAAAAGAUCCUGGUUAACUGGCUAGGAAACAAUGAGGCAGUGGCAACUUUGAUCAACAAACUUUGCCACCAAAUUGUGGAAGGCAAUCGUUCCUGUUACUAUGAACUCAGUGAACAAAUUCGCGGGCACUAUAGCAACUGUUGGAGCAAACUCAUGGCAUCCUUUACAAAUCUAUAUUUCCGUGAUUUUUGGAGAGGCACCACAACUGUUAUUGCAAUUGUGGUCCUGUUUUUCACUUUCUGGAAUUUCGUUACCCCUUCUAUCAUUCACCGUUAA
This is a messenger RNA of Quercus lobata, 1143 nucleotides long. RefSeq names its product UPF0481 protein At3g47200-like. NCBI's taxonomy places the organism in Eukaryota, Viridiplantae, Streptophyta, Magnoliopsida, Fagales, Fagaceae. The transcript has 2 exons. The record is from RefSeq and is a predicted model, not a curated record. The coding region runs from base 1 to 1143 and encodes 380 amino acids.